Messenger RNA from Aspergillus novofumigatus IBT 16806, 1434 nucleotides. Its product is annotated as WD40 repeat domain-containing protein. Gene Ontology annotation, biological process: mitotic sister chromatid segregation; protein localization to mitotic spindle pole body; microtubule anchoring at mitotic spindle pole body. Bases 1 to 1434 code for a protein of 477 amino acids. Gene Ontology annotation, cellular component: microtubule organizing center; mitotic spindle; MWP complex. NCBI's taxonomy places the organism in Eukaryota, Fungi, Ascomycota, Eurotiomycetes, Eurotiales, Aspergillaceae. Gene Ontology annotation, molecular function: protein binding. The record is from RefSeq and is a predicted model, not a curated record. The transcript is spliced from 3 exons.
AUGGCAGGUUCAUCGGCAGCUUUUCUAUCGGAAGACGGAGCUUUUGCAGCUCAACUCAAUGGCAAAGACCUCAUCAUUCACCUCAAUCCCUUGUCUUCGGACUUUAAGGAGGUAGAAAUUGUUAAGCUCAAAGAGACACCGACUAGGUUUUUGAGAUUUUCGCGGCCAAAACAACUCGCUCAGUCAGAUACCACCAGCAGCGAAGAAGAGAGCGCAGGACGACGUAUCCUCUGUGCUAGUGAUACCCGUAUUCUGGUCUGGGACCUUCAUCCCCUGCAGCUGCACGCUGAGAUCGAAAACAUCGAAUCCGGUGCUCUGAAUAUUGACUUUGGAGCCGACGACAACGAGAUUAUUGUAUUCCAUGCGUGGAACACAAAGUUAACGAUCCAUUCGCUGGACAGUGGUCGAAGCCAGGUUAUCAAAUCUCCAAAGUUCUCACAUUUAAACGGCUUUGGCUUUCGACCGCGAACACGACAGUUGGCAAUCCUACUGAAGCCAGAAACGUCCGACUUGUUGACCAUCCAUGAAUAUCGGUCUUAUGAGCUUGUUAAUCGAGUCAACCUGCCGACGUCGGAUGCUCAGGGCUUGAAAUGGAGCCCCAAUGGAAACUGGAUCGCCGUCUGGGAUGCGGCAAGUGCGGGUACCAAACUCUUAAUAUAUACAGCAGAUGGAAACCUUUUUAGAACCUAUAAUGGCUCGCCUGAAUCGGAAAGUGCUUUUGACCUCGGGGUGAGAAGCAUAGAAUGGAGCCCAGCGGUUAGCCAAGGCGAUAUUUCGGACCUGUUAGCGGUCGGAAAAGUCGAUGGAACGAUAGACAUUCUGAAUACCAAGACGUUUUCUUGCUCCAUGACGCUCUCACAUGCAUUCCCAAUGGAUCAGCCCUCGCUAAGUGCCUGGCACGAGAGAUCUGUGACGGCAGAUGGGAGUCUUGGAUACACCGAGUUGCCAGCAUCUUCUGCCUUUAGCAUGAUUUCGGAGUCAAGCGGUCCACCUCGGGGCGCAUCAAUUAUGGCGUUCAGUGCCAACGGUGCUUUUCUCAGUACAGUCGAUCAGACGCGACCCAAUGUUGUCUGGGUCUGGGAUUUGAAAACAGAGCCCGGUCUCGUCUCAGUUCUACUUCAUGACCAUGCGGUCCGACAAAUCGUAUGGCACCCUUCGAGGACCGAGUUCCUUGUAACUACAUCUAAUAGCCUUGUCCCCGCUGUCCGAUAUUGGUCGCUUGACAGACACCCGUCAAUCAUCCCAAUCCCGAUUUCGCGAAGUGAAGGUGGAAGAUACGACGUAAGAUGGUUGCCUUCAAGUCAAGACGACGUGCUAGCUUUAUGGUUCGGAACGCUCGAAGAAUACGUCCUUGGCCAUUUCGAGUUGGAGGACGGCGCUCAGCAUUUUAAAGUAGCUUACAGCGUGAAUAACAAUUGGGCUAUUGUUGGAUAA